GCGGGCGGACAUGGACGGCACUCAAGGACUUUCACUGUAUCGAGAUGCUGGAUACGCUUGGCCUUGACAUGUUUUUUUAUUUUUCCAGUGAUACGAAGUGCUUGGAAAUGUGUUCAAGGGCGGAAACUAGUUUUGUAUUGUUAUUUCAACUAAUUCGGUUAAAACACCAAACAUCUGUGUGAACAACUGUCAGCAUUUACACAUUCUGAUUUUCUCACAAUUCUGUUGUACAAAUACUAUUCCAGGGAUUGUAAAAUGGAAACAAAAAAUCUAAUAUUAGCGACUGGGACGAAGCUUGACAUUUUUUGUACAACUUUUCCCUAAUAUUAUUGGAUAUACUGGAUUUUGGAUAUUUUCGAGUAUUUUCUGUGGGCAAAACACAAUGGAAAUACAACUUUUGAGCUUGUUUUGCUUGCUGGCGUGUUGCGAACUUUCAGUUUUUAUAAAUAGUCAUAACAGGACUGAAAUCUCGACAAAAAACAAUUAUUUUACGCAAAAAGUGCGGGAAAUAAGCCGGGAGAGACGUGUACUUAAUAAUAACAUUUAUUACAAAACAGUUAAAGAGGAAAAACAAUCUACAGGUGUGACUUCAUCGCCCGGAACUACAACAUUGAUAAAAACGAUUCAUUUAUUGACCCAUUACGAGUCAGUGAACUUGAGCGAUGCCAGAAGCGGACAUAAUCGACGACUAUCGAGACAGAACGACAGAUUUCGCAAAAUUGACAAAUAUAGCCAUUUUCAGUCAAUAUUGAGACAAACAGAUAACGAAAGUUGUAUAAAAGUUGGCCAUCACAGACAGAGAAGAGAGGCUGUUAACAAGAACGAAAGGAAUCAAACCAAUGAGUCGUCAGUAGAUGCACGUGAACUGGAAUCAUUACCGAAGCCUGAAGCGCAGAUCCAGCCUACAGACAUUCCCAUUGAUUCCUCAAGCAUCCCUAAAUGGGACACCUCGCCUGGAGAAGACUAUGAGGAGCUCUUCACCUCGUUCAUUCCCUUUAAUGCCCGAUCAAGAACCCCAGGGGUCAGGAAUCCGUUUUACCCAGUGACGAGUGAAUCUUACGGUGCAUAUGCUGUCACGUGCAUCUCCAUCAUCCUUUUCACUGUGGGCAUUAUUGGGAAUAUAGCAAUCAUGUGCAUAGUGUGCCACAAUUACUACAUGAGAAGCAUUUCAAACUCCUUACUGGCCAAUCUUGCCCUGUGGGAUUUUGUCAUCCUCUUUUUCUGCUUGCCACUUGUUAUAUUCCAUGAACUCACUCAGGAUUGGCUCCUUGGGGAAUUCACCUGUAAAAUCAUUCCCUAUAUUGAGGUGGCUUCUUUGGGAGUGACUACAUUCACGCUUUGUGCAUUGUGCAUUGACCGUUUCCGUGCAGCGAGCAACAUCCCGAUGUACUACGAGAUGAUUGAGAACUGUGCUUCUACUGCAGCCAAGUUAACGGUGAUCUGGCUCGGUGCUCUGCUCCUGGCCCUGCCCGAGCUCCUCAUCCGGCAACUGGUGAAAGAGGAGCGUGAGCCUCCGGAGGCGACACCCUGCGAGCAUUGUGUAGUCCAAAUUUCCACGGCGCUCCCGGACACGCUCUACGUUCUUGGACUCACCUACAACAGUGCUCGCCUCUGGUGGUACUUUGGCUGCUACUUCUGCUUGCCCACCAUCUUCACCAUCAUCAGCUCGGUGGUGACUGCUCACAAGAUCCGCAAGGCCGAGCACGCCAGCAUCCGUGGCAACCGCAAGCAGAUCCAACUGGAGAGCCAAAUGAACUGCAUUGUUGUAGCUCUAGCCAUCCUGUAUGGCUUUUGCGUCAUUCCGGAGAACAUCAGCAACAUCGUAUCGGUGUACAUGGCAACAGGUGUGCCACGUCGCACACUGGAUAUCCUGCAUCUGGUAAGUCAGAUGAUGAUGUUCUGCAAGUCGGCAGUUACACCUAUGCUGCUUUUGGUACUUUGUCGUCCUUUUAGUAAAGCCUUCCUGGAUUGUUGCUGCUGUUGCUUUGAAGAGUGCGGCCCACCAAAAUCCUCCACGGCCACCAGCAAUGACAACGAUCAGGACGGCACCACUGACCUGGAGCUUUCACCCUACAGCACCAUCCACAGGGAAACAUCUACCUUCCCAAGAGCAGGAACGCACUGCUAAGGUUGCACCUUACCUAAGGGAUACACAUUACCCUUGCAGGGUACAUUACCAAGGGCUCAGAUUUACUGAAUAAACCAAUCGAGAAAAGUCAUUUUUCUGGAUGCACAAUUUUUAGAUUUAUGCGCGGCCCUUGUUUUAAUACUGCCUAAUGUUAGGCUGUGUUUUGAAGAUGAUGUCGGAAACUGAGCAUUUUACCUUGUGAAAAUACAGUAGGGACAAAGAGCCACGUUUAUUACAGGACAGAUUGUCUUUGAGAUGCAACUUCCAUAUUGCUGUUUACAAUGAAAAAACGUGAGUAUUGUGUACUGUAGUUUGUUGGAAGAUUAUAGGAAGUCUAGAAGGAUUAUGAAUUAACUCGCAUGCAUAUGUAAUAUUUGCACAUUUUUCUUACCCCUAUAUUUUUCAGUCGUAAAGGAAUAGUUCACCCAAUAAUAUACAGUACUAGCCCUCAUGAUGGUUAAAACCUGUACUACUUUUUACUUCCGUAGAACAUAAAAGGAGUGUCACAGAAUGAUUACCCAAGCUGCUCUUUUCCAUACAACGAAGGUACAGUAGACAGUGAUCAGUGGCUGUCAAGCUCCAAAAGCAACAUAUGUUUAAUGAAAGUAGUACAUGCAACUUAUACGUUAGACUCCAAGUCUUUUCUAAAGCCAUACGAUAGCUAUGAAAUAGUUCUAUUUUUAUCCCAUAUGCACUUACACAUUUUCAAAAUUGUCAAACAUCA
This is a messenger RNA of Myxocyprinus asiaticus (Chinese sucker), 2852 nucleotides long. Its product is annotated as prosaposin receptor GPR37-like. NCBI's taxonomy places the organism in Eukaryota, Metazoa, Chordata, Actinopteri, Cypriniformes, Catostomidae. The coding region runs from base 383 to 2128 and encodes 581 amino acids. Gene Ontology annotation, molecular function: prosaposin receptor activity; G protein-coupled peptide receptor activity. The record is from RefSeq and is a predicted model, not a curated record. Gene Ontology annotation, biological process: adenylate cyclase-inhibiting G protein-coupled receptor signaling pathway; positive regulation of MAPK cascade. Gene Ontology annotation, cellular component: plasma membrane; signaling receptor complex. The transcript is spliced from 2 exons.